Molecule: messenger RNA, 813 nt
Organism: Stylonychia lemnae
Lineage: Eukaryota; Ciliophora; Spirotrichea; Sporadotrichida; Oxytrichidae
Source: the annotation of a GenBank genome assembly
AUGGAAAGCCAGGGCAGGUGGUAAAAUUAGCAAAUAUAAAUUGAUGCUUCGCAUGAUCCAGAUGUGAUGACUCCUUAGAAAUAUGAACAGACUAUUAAGAUUAAUGAUAUAUAUAAUGAAGACAUGAAAGACACCUUAGCAAGAGAUGAGAUGCUUGAAGAUGAAUUGUUUAAGAGCGCGGAGCCAAUGGCACAAUCUUUGAGAAUUUUUAAUAUAUUCGAUAUUGACAAAAACAGUAAAAUUGACCUUAAUGAACUCAAAGUUAUUUGCAAGUCCCUCAAUUUACACCCAAACAAUAAAGAGCUAAAGUAAAUGAUAAUAGAUAUUUCUGACAGCGAGGACUACACAAUUUCAUUCGAGUAAUUCAGAGCAAUGAGAGUACUCAGAAAAGCUUGCGAGCUUAAUGUUCUAGCUGAGUUUAAGAAAUUCGACAUUCACAAAAUUCAAAGAGGAAUAGUCACUAGGGAAUGUAUCAAGAAAGUACUAAAGGCUGAAAAGCUGGAGGACAGAAUGCUUGAAUAGAGAAUAAAUGAUAUCAUGAGUUAUGAUAGUGAUGCUGAUGGACUUCUUACUUUCAAAGAUUUUUAUGAUAACAUGCUCAGGAGAGUCCCCUAGGAAUGGCUAAAUUGGAUUUAUGAUAAUUUGAGAAAAGGGGUAAGGGAGGAUUUCAUAAGAAUGAGUUUAGAGGUAAAUGGAGUAGAUCCUUAGCUUUCUGCUAGCCUAAUACAGAAAACAAAAGAAUAAGGUCCUCUUUAAAUUGGUAAAACAUUUGUAGACCAGAGUAGACAAUAUAUCUAUGUCAUGAAGUCUUGA